GCAAAGUCCCCGGCGCGCGGGCAGCUACCAGCCGCCGCCACUGCUGGGUCUCCGUGGGGGUCCGCAUCCCCUGCCUCGCCCGCCUGCGCCGAGGCGCUCCGAAGCUCGCUCCGCGGGCCGCCGGUGCUCCGCGGCGCUGCCCAUGGCUCAGCCCGAGAGCCGACUUCGGGCGCCGGACCGGCUCGACCGCGGCGCUGCCCAGUAAUUGGCGGCCUGCGACACCCAUGUGUCACUGAUUAGGAGGCAUUCCCCAAGGCAGCGCUUCAUGACCCAGCGGCGCCGGGCCCAGUGAAGCCACCAUGGUGUCCAGCACGGCCGCGCUGCUCCUGGGCGCGGUGCUGCUGGUGGCCCAGCUCCAGCUAGUGCCUUCCCGCCCUGCAGCGCCCGGGGACGCGCCGGGCCAGCCGGAGCUCGCGCGCAGAGCAGCCACCCUCCAGGGUGAGGGCCGAGAAGGCGCGGCUCCCAACGGCUCGGCCCAGCAGCUGCCGCAGACCAUCAUCAUCGGCGUGCGCAAGGGCGGCACGCGCGCGCUGCUGGAGAUGCUCAGCCUGCACCCCGACGUGGCAGCCGCUGAGAACGAGGUCCACUUCUUCGACUGGGAGGAGCACUACAGCCAAGGCCUGGGCUGGUACCUGGGCCAGAUGCCCUUCUCGUCCCCGCACCAGCUCACGGUGGAGAAGACCCCCGCGUACUUCACGUCGCCCAAAGUGCCUGAGCGUGUCCACAGCAUGAACCCGGGCAUCCGGCUGCUGCUCAUCCUGCGGGACCCGUCCGAGCGCGUGCUGUCCGACUACACCCAAGUGUUCUACAACCACGUGCAGAAGCGCAAGCCCUAUCCGUCCAUCGAGGAGUUCCUGGUGCGCGACGGCCGGCUCAACGUGGGCUACAAGGCGCUCAACCGCAGCCUCUACCACGUGCACUUGCAGAACUGGCUGCGCUUCUUCCCGCUGCGCCGCAUCCACAUCGUCGACGGCGACCGCCUCAUCAGGGACCCUUUCCCCGAGAUCCAGAAGGUCGAGCGGUUCCUGAAGCUGUCCCCACAGAUCAACGCCUCGAACUUCUACUUUAACAAAACCAAGGGCUUUUACUGCCUGCGGGACGGCGGACGGGACCGCUGUUUGCACGAGUCCAAAGGCCGGGCGCACCCCCAAGUUGACCCCAGACUCCUCAGUAAACUGCACGAAUAUUUUCACGAGCCAAAUAAGAAAUUCUUCGAGCUUGUGGGCAGGACAUUUGACUGGCACUGAUCUGCAAUAACCUAGGCUCGGAACCUUUCCUAUUGUGGCCCCAUUACUGAGUGAAGCUCAUCUACUCUGUUCCAAGCCUGCCCCCAUUCUUCUACAAGGAAUUAUGACUGACACACGGGGCCAGAUUUCAUGGGACCAUGCUGAACCUCAUCACUUCUUGGUGACUUUGAAAAUUUAUCUCAUCUGCAACUGACUUUCUCAUAUGUAAAAGAGGCGUCAUAUCACCAUUAGUGGUGCUGUAAAGAUUACAUGACCUGAUUUAUGUUAAGUGUUUAAUAUGAUUCCCUGGGCAGCAUUGGUACUCGACAAUUUUUUUUUAUGAAAAUGAGUGCAAAACUGCGUACGUAUAGGUAAAAGUUUUGAACCAACGGUAUAUUGGGUCUGGUCUUUUAAGAAUCCUUCCCUUGUGGACACAUGCUGGGGAUCACUCUUGCUUGCCUGCAGCAGUUAGCUUACUAAUUCAUUCCCAAGCAUUGUGUUUGGUUUUGCUUUUGCUUUUGUUUUUUACAGGCCACGGUUCUAAGAAACAGAGCCUUCACUUUUCUUUGGAGACUGGAGGCACAGAGAAGGUAUCACCACCUCGGUUCUUACUGCUUUCCACAGAACAUCACA
Zalophus californianus (California sea lion) is the source of this 1859-nucleotide messenger RNA. RefSeq names its product heparan sulfate-glucosamine 3-sulfotransferase 1 (gene HS3ST1). Gene Ontology annotation, molecular function: [heparan sulfate]-glucosamine 3-sulfotransferase activity. Bases 300 to 1247 code for a protein of 315 amino acids. The transcript is spliced from 3 exons. NCBI's taxonomy places the organism in Eukaryota, Metazoa, Chordata, Mammalia, Carnivora, Otariidae. The record is from RefSeq and is a predicted model, not a curated record.